AACAGAAAGGCCGACAGCUUUAUCCGGUUAGACUCAAAAUCAGCCCCAAUUGUGAUCCGGAUGCACAAGGUUCUUGCGAUGGAUUUGCUGUUAUCUUCACUUUCCAUUUCUCAGCCUCAACUACUCUUUUUCUGAUCACUCUCAGUAGGGAAUUGGCGAAGCAGCGGAGGUUUCGCAAUGAGCGCCAAUAUUCCGAAGAAGAAGAAGCAAGUAUGGAUAUGGACAGAGAACAAGCAAGUGAUGACCACCGCCGUCGAGAGAGGCUGGAAUACGUUCGUUUUUCCGAAGAAUCGUCAAGACAUUGCUCAUGAGUGGUCAUCAACUGCAUUGAUAUGGCCUCUAUUUAUUGAAGAGGGAGGGGUUUUUGAUCAUGAACAAAAGAGGGUUGCUGCCUUUGCGGAGAUUUCUUCUCCACAGCAGUUAGAACAUUUCCAGCAAAUGGAUGAGCUAGCUGACAAUGUUAUUGUUAAUCUAUUAGAUUGGCAGGUGAUACCUGCGGAAAAUAUUGUUGCAGCUUUCCAAGGCAGUCAGAAAACAGUAUUUGCUGUGUCAACAUCAACAACAGAAGCUCAAGUGUUCCUUGAGGCCUUGGAGCAUGGUCUGGGUGGUGUUAUUAUGAAAGUUGAGGAUGUUGGAGCCAUCCUUGAGCUGAAGGACUACUUUGACAAAAGACUUGAGGCUGGAAGUUUAUUAAACUUGACUAAAGCCAGAAUAACAAACAUUCAAGUGACUGGAAUGGGUGACCGUGUCUGUGUUGAUCUCUGCAGCCUAAUGAAACCUGGUGAAGGUCUUCUGGUUGGAUCCUUUGCAAGAGGUCUCUUCCUUGUCCACUCAGAAUGCUUGGAGUCAAAUUACAUCUCUAGCAGGCCUUUUCGAGUCAAUGCGGGGCCAGUACACACAUACGUUGCUGUUCCAGGAGGAAAAACUAGCUACCUCUCGGAGUUAAAAACAGGCAAAGAGGUUGUUGUGGUUGAUCAAAGCGGCAUGCAAAGGACAGCAAUUGUUGGACGUGUGAAAAUAGAGACUAGACAAUUGAUUCUCGUGGAGGCAAAGGUAGAAUCAGAAAGCCAUACCUCUUACUCGAUCCUCCUACAGAACGCUGAAACUGUUGCAUUGGUGCCUUCUCCUCGAGGUGAGGGGCGCGAAAGAACAGCAAUUCCUGUGACUUCUCUCAAAGUGGGCGACGAGAUUCUGCUUAGAGUGCAAGGAGGUGCUCGACAUACUGGAAUAGAAAUUGAAGAAUUUAUUCUUGAGAAAUGAUCAAGUUGUUUCAAUUGUACAUCUGCCUGCCAUUUUUGCCUUUUCAAAUGUUUUAACAUACAAACUCUUUAUGAGAUUGAAGUAUAUCAAAUGAAGAUUAAAAACA
Messenger RNA from Ipomoea nil (Japanese morning glory), 1366 nucleotides. RefSeq names its product 3-dehydroquinate synthase homolog. The transcript has 10 exons. Gene Ontology annotation, molecular function: 3-dehydroquinate synthase activity; oxidoreductase activity. The coding region runs from base 178 to 1260 and encodes 360 amino acids. Lineage: Eukaryota; Viridiplantae; Streptophyta; Magnoliopsida; Solanales; Convolvulaceae. Gene Ontology annotation, biological process: aromatic amino acid biosynthetic process. The record is from RefSeq and is a predicted model, not a curated record.